Syzygium oleosum is the source of this 1058-nucleotide messenger RNA. RefSeq lists its product as uncharacterized. The coding region runs from base 116 to 913 and encodes 265 amino acids. The record is from RefSeq and is a predicted model, not a curated record. Lineage: Eukaryota; Viridiplantae; Streptophyta; Magnoliopsida; Myrtales; Myrtaceae. The transcript is spliced from 5 exons.
CAAGAUUGUUCUUUUAUUACCUCCUCUGCAAAACCGAAGACUUGGGUGUUCGUGUCACUCCGUCCCUAACAUUCCAUUCCCCUUCUGCAGUUCCGAAUCCUGAGAAUUUCCCCAAAUGCAAUCCCAAAUCCUCACGACUUGCUUCACCAAUUACCCUUUGUCCAAUUCAAUCGCGAAACCCCAGUUCCUGUAUUCAGCCUCUCGGUUCAAGAUCAAACCCUAUCUCGCCCUCCCCCUCUGCUCCCAAAACCGACCCAGUUCUGCCCAAGCGGCCACCGCCAAGACGACCCAUUUCGUCUCUGAUUCGAGCAAACCCAGUAUCGAAGACUCGCAGAGCGAAUGGAACGUGCAAGUUGGGAGCCCCAAGAUCGCUCCUUCAUCGCCUGUUGCCAAGUUGAGCUUGAGUGAUCAGGCUUUCUUUCUCUUGGCCUUCAUUGCCUGCACUACUUCUGUCGCGUUCACGAGCCUUGUCGUCGCCGCUGUUCCAACAUUAUAUGCCAUGGGAAGAGCUGCAACAUCUCUUUCCAAACUGGCAGAUACAGCACGGGAGGAGCUACCAAGCACAAUGGCUGCUAUUAGGCUCUCUGGCAUGGAGAUCAGUGAUCUUACACUAGAGUUGAGCGAUUUGAGCCAGGAGAUAGCUGAUGGAGUGAACAAAUCAGCUCAAGCUGUGCAGGCUGCAGAAGCUGGAAUUAGACAGAUCGGUUCCCUUGCUCGAGAACAGACCAUCUCAAUGAUUCAAGAGAGAGCUAGCCUGCCAAUUAUCUCGUUACAACCUGUUGUUGCAGGGGCUGCGAAGAAAACAUCUCAUGCCGUUGGUCAGGCAACAAAAUCGUUCAUCAAUAUGAUUUCUCGAGGUGAGUUCAGCCCAGAGAGCGAGGAUGAGAGUGGAAUUGAUAGGGUAGAAAUAUAAGCUUACUAAUUAUCCACAAAGUGUAUAGAUAAUCAACAUCGGUGAAGAUGGUCUGUUUUGUUGGUUGAAGAUACAGCAGUCUCCUAGAAUGUCUCUCCUGUUAUGCUCAGUGGGAAUAAUGCCAAGUACAGAUUGUUUUCUUCAA